This is a messenger RNA of Heterocephalus glaber (naked mole-rat), 5678 nucleotides long. RefSeq names its product semaphorin 3E (gene Sema3e). Gene Ontology annotation, cellular component: plasma membrane. Gene Ontology annotation, biological process: positive regulation of cell migration; negative chemotaxis; semaphorin-plexin signaling pathway. Lineage: Eukaryota; Metazoa; Chordata; Mammalia; Rodentia; Bathyergidae. Gene Ontology annotation, molecular function: chemorepellent activity; semaphorin receptor binding. The record is from RefSeq and is a predicted model, not a curated record.
UGCGGCUCUGCGCCCCCGGCCGCGCUGACCACGCGCCCCGGCCCCGCCUGCGCCUGCCGCACCGAGAGCUCUUGGAUCUGAACAGAACAUCAGUAUUUCGGAGCCCCCUUGGAUCUCUUGAUCUCCACUCGAUGCUGCUGGAUGAAUACCAGGAACGGCUCUUCGUGGGGGGCAGGGACCUUCUGUACUCCCUCAGCCUGGAGCGAAUCAGCGAUGGCUACAGAGAGAUCCACUGGCCCAGCUCAGCACUAAAAAUAGAAGAAUGCAUAAUGAAAGGGAAAGACGCAAGCGAGUGUGCAAAUUUCGUGCGUGUUUUGCACCACUACAACAGGACACACCUCCUGACGUGUGGUACCGGGGCCUUCGAUCCACUGUGCACCUUCAUCCGAGUCGGCUAUCAUGCGGAGGAGCACUUGUUUCAACUGGAGUCUCACAGAUGGGAGCGAGGAAGGGGCAGAUGCCCCUUUGACCCCAGCUCCUCCUUCGUCUCCACCUUGAUUGGUGCCGACCUCUUCACCGGCCUCUACGGGGACUACUGGGGUCGAGACGCUGCCCUCAGCCGCAGCCUGGGCCACCUGGGCCACAUGCGCACCGAGCCAGAUGAUGAGCGGCUGCUGAAAGACCCCAAGUUCGUGGGCGCCUACAUGAUCCCAGACAACGAGGACCGCGAGGACGACAAGGUCUACUUCUUCUUCACCGAGCGCGCGCAGGAGGCCGAGGCGGAGCGCGGCACGCAGGCCCUUUUCGCCCGCGUGGGGCGGCUGUGCGUGAACGACGCGGGUGGGCAGAGGAUCCUGGUGAACAAGUGGGCCACCUUCCUGAAAGCCAGGCUGGUGUGCUCCGUGCCCGGCGGGAACGGGAUCGACACGCACUUCGAUGAAUUAGAGGAUGUUUUUUUGCUGCAUACCAGAGAAGAUAAGAACCCGGUGAUAUUUGGACUGUUUAACACUACCAGCAACAUCUUCAGAGGACAUGCUAUCUGUGUCUAUCACAUGUCCAGCAUCCGGGCAGCCUUCAAUGGGCCAUAUGCACACAGGGAAGGUCCUGAGUAUCACUGGUCACUCUACGAAGGGAAAGUCCCCUACCCAAGGCCUGGUUCCUGUGCCAGCAAGGUGAACGGAGGAAGGUAUGGGACCACCAAGGACUACCCCGACGACACCAUUCGGUUUGCAAGGAGCCAUCCACUAAUGUAUCAUCCCAUCAAACCCGCCCAUAAAAAGCCAGUAUUGGUGAAGACAGAUGGAAAAUACAACCUGAAACAGAUAGCAGUGGACCGAGUGGAAGCCGAGGAUGGCCAGUAUGAUGUCUUAUUCAUCGGGACAGAUGCUGGAAUUGUGCUCAAACUCAUCACAAUUUACAACCAAGAAACAGAAUCUAUGGAAGAAGUAAUUCUAGAAGAACUUCAAAUAUUCAAGGAUCCAGUUCCUAUUAUUUCUAUGGAGAUUUCUUCAAAGAGACAGCAGCUGUACGUCGGGUCCCCCUCCGCGGUGGCUCAGGUCCGGCUCCAUCAGUGUGACGUCUACGGCCGCGCCUGCGCAGACUGCUGCCUGGCGCGGGACCCCUACUGCGCCUGGGACGGGGUCUCCUGCUCGCGCUACUUCCCCACGGGCACUCAGGCCAAGAGGCGGUUCCGUCGACAAGACAUUCGGCAUGGAAAUGCAGCGCAGCAGUGUGUGGGGCAGCAGUUUGCUGGAGAUGGUUUGGAUAAAACCGAAGAGCACCUAGUUUAUGGCAUCGAGAACAACAGUACCCUGCUGGAAUGCACCCCACGGUCUUUACAAGCCAAGGUCAUCUGGCUAGUACAGAAAGGACAUGACACAAGGAAAGAAGAGGUGCGGACGGACGACAGGGUGCUGAAGUUGGACCUGGGGCUGCUCUUCCUCCGGCUGCGCAGCUCAGACGCCGGGACCUACUUCUGCCAGGCCGUGGAGCACGGCUUCGUGCACACGGUGCGCAGCCUGGUGCUGGACGUGCUGGAGGAGCGCGGCGUGCACGUGAUGUUCGGCAGGGACCCCCGCGAGGCUGGGCCCCACAGGGCGCGCUGCCCGGCCCCCAGCAGCCUGGCGCCCGCCGCCCGGCCCUGGUACAAGGAGUUCCUGCAGCUCCUCGGGUACAGCAACUUCCAGCGGGUGGAGGAGUACUGCGAGAAGGUGUGGUGCGGCAAGAGGAAGACAAGGAAGCUCAGGGUGUCGGCGUCCAAGUGGAAGCUCCCCGGGACCCCAGACAAGAGGCCGCGCGCCCCGCCCGAGCGCUACCGCCUGCCCCGGCACGCGAGGGGCUCCUGAGCCGCUGCCCCGCGCAGGAGAGCCUGAACGGCGGGGGACAAGCUAUUCUGCACACUCAGGAGACCGGACACACCUCUCCUACUGUUAACUGGUUUUUAAACAAGCACACUGCUUCCUAGUUUCACAUUUUAUUUAUCAGAGAAAUGGCCAUAGCCGUAGUUUGGAGCUUGAGCUCUUUCCAUGGAAAUUGUCAUUUUAGCCUCAGAAGACUUAAGAUUAUUAGAAUGUUGAAGGAAACAGAGAAUGUGCAAUCAUGGAAAAUAUAAAAAUAAGUGUUUAAGGUUCCUAAGUUUUUGCUUUCCACCAUGACCAGCAGCUCUUUUAACACUCUAAUUGGACUUUCUGUCCUCUGCAUGAUAUGAAUUAUUGUGCUAAAGUUGUCUAAGUCCAGGAAUCUCAAAAGCAGGUGUGUUGCGAUUGCUGUGAACGAGGAGAGAACAUCAUGGGCCCUUUCAUGAAACGGUCCCCCACCUUGUGUGGAAUCUUCCUGUUUUACAAGAGAAUGCAUUCUUUAAAUUUCACCCCAGUGUGGAAAGAAGGAAAUUGAUUCCUCAGAAAGAUGUCAAAGAUGUCCACACCCAGAGUAUGGAUAGUUAGAAUUCUCACUGAAAGAUUUUUGCUGCCCUCUUGUGACCAUAAAAGUAAGGAAAGAUUUGAAAGCAGCGUAUGAGUAAAUAAAUAUAGCUAGCCCUUUUCCAGAAAGAGCCAACUGAAAUGAUAAAUGUUAAUCUUAUGUCAUGCUUUUAGAUGGAGAUAAUGUUUAUAGAUAAUUCUUUACUUUCCAAGUCAAAAAUGAUAUCACAAUACUGAAACUCCAUUAAAACUCAAACUUUGAAGCUUUCUAAAAAAUCAUCCUUGAAAGUUUAAAGAUAUUCUGGAAAUAUAAUUUAUUUGUGAAAAAUGUUAAAACAUUUUGUUCUCAGAUAUCAAAUUGUCUUCUGUGUUAUAUGACCCAGAGGGAAUUGUUUCACGAGUUCAAUUAACUACUGAGAUAUUCAGAGCAUUUUCACUUUUGUCUUAGAAACAUUGCCAAAGUUUACAUUUUUGAGAAUGUUUAUUUCUCAGAGGCUUUUUUUUCCUAUUUUAAAUAUUUAGCAGUUACCUUUCUGAAAUAUAAAUUUGCAAGACAUUUGCAUUUAAACAAAAGCAAAAGCAAGUGCAUUACACAUAAAACAAUUAUGCAUAUUUAUUUACAUGUUUAAUGUAUAUAUUUAUCUUAGCUUUCAGAGUUAUAGGCUAUAUAACUAAGAAGCUAAACUGUUGAUACUUGGUUCUUGCUGACAGCCUUAUUCUAAAAUUAGUAAGUGCAUAAAUAUCUCUGAGGAAGUUGAAGAAGUGCUUUGGACAGUUCUGCAGGUUUCAGAUCUACUGGGUACAAACACGUGGGAAAUGGACAGGCACUGAAAAGCCCAGCUGCUGUUUGCCUCAGGUCCACAGGACACCACUGCUGCCACCAAGACUAACUGGAAACAGCUGGUCCUGAGAGUUAUCUUCUUAAACUGCAUUUCAGUAAAAACCUGCCCAGUUUGGGAAACUGGAAGCAUAGGCACAGAUCACAGGCCUUUUACCAAAGUUUAUAUCCAAGAUACUCAGAAGGUGAUCAAGUAAGUCAAUAAAGGACAAUUUGUUGACAAUAUUCUUUCAUUAAUACAUGAGAAGGAAAAACAGGACCUUCUACUUGUGAAUUCUAAUAAAUGAAUAAGGCAGAUUUGGCAUAAGUAGCUAUCAUUUUAAUCUCAAUACACACAGGAGCAAUUGAUGACAGUGAUGCUGCAUGUGAACUAAAUAAGGCUUUUAUUUAAUGACGUGUUAAGAACUAAUGCAUAUACACUAUUCAACUAAAGUAAAAUUACUGUUAACCAGAAUAUACACAUUUUAUGUAAAAUCUAAAGGCAAUUCUUGGAAAAUAAAUUUAGUCUCAAGUGUAAAAAUGCUCAAUUUGAAAAAAAUUUGAUAAAAUUUGGAGGGCUCAGGUCCAAAGUUAGGGAGAAUACUAAAUUACACAGGGGUACAUAUAUUCAUGUAUCGUGUACCUGGCUACUUGCCUAUUUACAGUAGUAGCUGGAGAAUGGGAGAGUAGAGUGAGGAUGAAGAGGACAGAGCAGAGAGAGAGGUUUUCAAAGAUGUGUCCGGUGUCCCACUGAAUUCCCCCCCCCGCCCGCCCCCCCGCACAUUCGCGCCCACGCCGCUCCAGGAGCACGAAGCUGAUAGAGAAUCUCAACCUCCCAGCCCAGUUCCAAAAGGACAUUGUCACAUGGAAGUCCCCCCUUCUUUAGCCAGAGAGGCCUCCAGACUAAAACGGAGCUCCUCCUCACCACAAGCGGAGGCGCCCUCCUCCCUCAGUGCUGCUCACUGCUGAGCUAGAGAGCGAGAUUGCUUUGGAGACUUUCAAUCUCAAAGGCAUUUCCUUCGUGAUGCGGCAGGCCCUUCCCAUCUCUAACUUUCCACAUUGCCAUCUUUUUCUUUUGUGCUCGUUACCGAAUGUUUCAGGUGCAAACCUAUCAACUUGGAGAAACAGGGAUUCAAAAUAGAAAAGAACACUCACAAAUCUAGGAAAAAUGCAAAUAGAAAGUCACUGCCUGUUUAGUAAAAGGCCAUUCCGUAGCUAUGUUAGAGCUUUAUCUUCCUUUCUAAAAACAAUUAAAUCAUUAGGAAGUUUUCACUGUUUAAUAUUUGCUGUAGGGUGUGUGUAGGGUUUUGUAAAUCUUCAUAGUGAUUAUGAAUAUCUGUAAAAUUUGUACAGUACAGUAAAUCUUUUGGAGUGUUAAUGUUAAGCAUGAAAGCAACACAGCAGCUGUUGUCCUUAAAAAUGAACUGUCCUUUAACCUGUCAAAUAAAAAAGGGUUUCGUGUUGUGGAGAUACCUGAGAUCCCGGGAGAAAGUGCUACACUUGUCAUAACACUAAGGGGUCCAUUUAUUUUUCUCACAGCAGAGCACCACACUGAGUUACAUUUUAAAAGAAGUGCUUAUUUUUCAGGCCAACAAUUGCUGCCUUUGAAUCGACAGAAACAACAGGUUUUUCACAAACACUCGGUCAUAGCAGCGUUAUUUAAGCUGGUAUUUUUUUCCCUUGGGAAGAUAGCUUUAUGUAUUGCCUUUCAUUACAAUCUGAAUGUGUUCCAUUUGUGUUUAAAUGGCUUAGUUAUAAGCUACAGCACUAUGCUAGGGUAUUUUUGUCUCUAUGGUAUCCUGACACUUGCUCUGUGGGGUCCAAAUGAUUUCCUUUCCCUGAUCUCAGCUGUGAGACAUACUCACGUCUAGUGGCAAUGCUUCUGGGACUGAUGACAAACUGGAUCUACCACGCCAUGCCACACAGUUUGUCUGUACCAUUAUGGACAAUUUCUUUUGGUUUGAAUCAUAUGAAAGAGAAAUAAAUAUUCAUCAAACACUUCA